CUAGCAGGGGGGAGAGGGCAGAGGGGAAAUGAGAUGCAUUAGGAGGACACUGAGCCACUUUCUUUCUGAGCACAAUGGGAGUGCUUCCCAAGAAACUUCCCUUUCACUUCCCUCUGCUCCAGCCCUGAGCAAUGGGACACCUUCCCUACAGCAGCAAUAACUUAUUCGGGAGGAAAACAGCCCAGGAAGCAGGAAUCAACAGCAGCCGAACGGCGGGCAGGAAAGCGAGACAACCGGGACUGCAGCACGGCUCCACACAGACAAAUUCCUGUGGAUGUAAUUAGGAAGACACCCGGCUAGCGACGGAGAUUAAAGCCCCGGGUUAUUGUUGAGGGUCGACCCCCCCGCCCCCAUCCUACCCUCACCACCCUGAUGGCAAACCUACACCCCCUGCGUCUUCCCCUCUUGCCAGCCUGAUGUCCGGAGCCAGAUCCCGCUGAAGGGAGAUUUCGGUGCGGGAAAGCCUACUCCUCCGGCCCCGAGCACCACUGCAGUGGCGGUGGCGGGGGCACUGGCGGAGAGGCGGGACGAGCCCAGGCAGCGCCGGUGCGGAGCGGAGCCGCCGGCCGCUGGGCAGGCGCCCGCGGAGCGCCGCGCUCCGCCGCUGUCCAGGGUGCUGAUCGGGAGGGGCGCCCGGUAGCGCUGUCCAGGGUGCUGACCCAAGCCGCCCGCCCUGUUACUGCCCGGGGUACCCGACUGGAGCCCCCCCGGCCUUCCCCCUGGCAAGGCUGCCUGCCGAGCGGUGCUCGCUCUCCACACCCAUUCUUCCUAAGUGCCGGGUUACUUUAUUGGCCAACCCCACCGGCCCACCCUCACGGAGUACAAAAAAAAGAGAAAAAAAGACUGCACUAACAGCGAGAACUGGAAAAAUGUGCAACGUCAACGCGCUUGGAGUCUACGUGUGGGAGACGAUCGUUUUCUUCAGCCUGGCAGCCUCCAAAGAAGCUGAAGCAGCAGCACGAUCUGCCCCCAAGCCCAUGUCUCCUUCCGACUUCUUGGAUAAGUUGAUGGGGCGAACUUCAGGAUAUGAUGCCAGGAUAAGGCCAAAUUUUAAAGGUCCACCAGUGAAUGUCAGCUGCAACAUUUUCAUCAACAGCUUUGGGUCGAUUGCAGAAACAACGAUGGAUUACAGGGUGAACAUCUUCCUGCGACAGCAGUGGAAUGACCCACGGCUGGCAUACAACGAAUACCCCGAUGACUCUCUGGACCUGGACCCCUCUAUGCUGGACUCCAUCUGGAAGCCUGAUUUGUUCUUUGCUAAUGAGAAAGGGGCCCAUUUCCAUGAGAUUACCACAGACAACAAGCUUCUGAGAAUCUCCAGAAAUGGCAAUGUCCUCUACAGCAUCAGGAUCACGCUGACUCUGGCCUGCCCCAUGGACCUGAAGAACUUCCCCAUGGACGUACAGACAUGCAUCAUGCAGUUAGAAAGCUUCGGCUACACAAUGAACGAUCUCAUAUUUGAGUGGCAAGAAAAAGGAGCCGUGCAAGUUGCUGAUGGUUUGACUUUGCCUCAGUUUAUCCUCAAAGAAGAAAAAGACUUGAGAUACUGCACAAAGCACUACAACACAGGCAAGUUCACCUGUAUAGAAGCUCGUUUCCACCUGGAGAGGCAGAUGGGCUAUUACUUGAUCCAGAUGUACAUCCCCAGCCUCCUUAUUGUCAUUCUGUCCUGGAUCUCCUUCUGGAUCAAUAUGGAUGCUGCACCUGCUCGCGUUGGCCUGGGGAUCACCACAGUCCUCACUAUGACCACACAGAGUUCCGGUUCCCGAGCAUCACUGCCCAAGGUGUCCUAUGUGAAGGCCAUAGAUAUCUGGAUGGCUGUGUGCUUGCUGUUUGUGUUCUCUGCACUUCUAGAGUACGCUGCCGUCAACUUUGUGUCCCGGCAGCACAAAGAGCUGCUCAGGUUCAGAAGGAAGAGGAGGCAUCAUAAGAGCCCCAUGCUGAAUCUGUUUCAGGAGGAUGAAGCUGGUGAGGGCAGGUUCAACUUCACGGCCUACGGGAUGGGACCAGCUUGCCUACAAGCCAAGGACGGCAUCUCCGUCAAGGGUGCCAACAACAACAACACGGCCAACCCGGUCCCCGCACCGUCCCGCUCCCCCGAGGAGAUGCGAAAGCUCUUCAUCCAGCGAGCCAAGAAGAUCGACAAGAUCUCACGCAUCGGCUUCCCCAUGGCUUUCCUCAUCUUCAACAUUUUCUACUGGAUCAUCUACAAGAUCGUCCGCAGAGAGGAUGUGCACAACCAGUGAGGGAAGGGGAGCAGCUGGGAGAGAGUGAGCAAUCCUUUAUAUAUGUGCAAUAGCAAUGCAGCAAUGCAUGAAUUUAAGAAUGUGGCAAUAUCUACUAAAAAAAACGGGGGGCGGGGGGGGAGCUGGGAGGGACUUUUAAUCGUGUGACCUGAGGAUGACUGGCACAGGGAGGAGAAAAGCUCUUGACCUAGGGAGCUCAGGGUGGGUUUUAGUUUUACAGCAUAGGAAGGUUUGGAUUGCUCCAGCUGCAAUCCAAGCGGUGUAAUAUAUUAAUAUAUAUUCAUGCUUAAUUAUAAUGCAAAAAGAAAACCAUCAAAAAAAAUAUAAACAAAAAAAAUUCAUUUUUUUAGCCUAUUAACAGCUUAGAUUCUCAAGUCACUGGAAUGAUUCAUAAUUCCAUGUGCAGAAAUGCUUUAUCUGAUUUUUGCUAUAGAAAGGCCAUACUAGUCAAGCAUGUGGGGAAAAAAGAGCCCUAACAAAUGAAAAAAAAAAAAAAAAGAAAGAAAUGCUUCUCUAGGUUCUGCACUUUGAAAAGUGGAUAGAUGAGGAAACUUAAGAAAGAGGCUGUGAGUUGUUGUUUAUUUUAUAUUUUUACUUUUUUUAGUUAUGGUUUUGCCAAUCAAACACUUUGUGACUUUUGGAUAGAGGAAAACAAAUACGUUAUCUCUCUCAUCCUCAUCAGAGAGAAUCCAAUGGGAAACAUUAAAAGGACAUCAGGGCUCCCAUCAGAAAUCACAGGUACCUUCUGUCCUUUUAAAAGACCUGGCAGGAUUCAAGUCCCAGGAGUCAGAAAUAAGAUUCAGAACACUAGAAAUUAUGGACAGUUUUUAAAACAGCUUGUUUGUUUUUCCCAAACUCCCUUUUGCCAUGUUUGUUUAUAAUAGGGGUAGGAUGGAAGCGUCAGCUGAGUUAAAGCAGAAAUUAUAUUUAAAAUGUAGAGAAACCGGGCAUUUUCAAUGCCUUGUUGCAACAGGGCCGGGCGAACGGCAAUAUUGUUAGUAAGGGAUGGGGGGUGGGAAGGUGUGUACAAAGAGAGCAGGUCUUAUUUUCAGACAUUUCAUAGCAGUAAUAUUCAUAGCAAAGCUCUGAAACUCUAUUUUUGUAUCUAUUUUGGUGCUGCAUUUAGCUUUAACGUGGACGGGAAGCUGGAGCGGGGCUGCUUUGCCGCAGGGGAGCCUGGCACAGUUGGAUGGGGAUGGGAAUGGGGAAGGGAGGGAGGGAGGUGGGAAUGGGUGAGCAAGGGGGUCUCUCUUUGGCCCCGUGGUAGCACAGGUUGGUGUUGGUAGCUGGGGUGGGGGGGGACACAUCAAAUGCAUCCAGGGUGUUCUUUGAAAGCCUGGCUUGGGGCUGGCCUGGGCAAGUCAAGGCCUUGAUGCCCCACUUGUCCAGCUGGGACCCUGGUGUGAGCUGGGCUGCAGCACCCGUGUGAUUCAGUCGUGUUCAUUUGCACUUUAGCAAGGAGGGUAAAAGAGAGUGUGAAGGAAGAGACAAUCAGUCUGCACUGAAGCACUUGGGGUUAGGUCUUCAUUAGGGACUAAAUGAAGGCAGAGACAAGCAGCACCCAAAGGGUGCUUCCACCAUCCUCUCCUGCUCAGGACAGGGCUGCAGCUGAGCUGGGCUGCAGAUCCCAUGCUUGCUGCAGGAACAUAGAGGUUCCCACUUGCAGAAGCUGCCACCCCCACAGCAGAUGGAGCAGCUCCCAGCAAAGUGCCCUCUGGUGCUGUCAAGUCCCAUCUGGCCCAGGGCAGCAUCCAAGCCUGGAAUGGGAGGUUAGGACCCCAUGCUCAGGUAUGGGUGUCCCAACCAGUGCAGCAAGAGGCAGCUAUGGGAGAGGGCAGGGGAGCAUGGGGACCUGCGAGCUGUCCUAGCACAGGGUCAGUGCCAAGAGGAGGAAGCUCAGAGAGAGCACCGGGGUUCUCCUGGGCUGGGUAGAGAGACACCCAUCUCCAAGGCUGCCAAUUCAGCACCUUUCACCAGCACUAAAUACACUUUACUUUAAAAAAAAAUAUAAAUAAAAUAGAAAAAAAAAAAAAGAAAAGAAAAAGAAAAAAGAAAGAAA
Messenger RNA from Columba livia (rock pigeon), 4305 nucleotides. RefSeq names its product glycine receptor alpha 1 (gene GLRA1). Gene Ontology annotation, biological process: response to amino acid; nervous system process; synaptic transmission, glycinergic. Gene Ontology annotation, cellular component: synapse; postsynaptic membrane; neuron projection. Gene Ontology annotation, molecular function: transmembrane signaling receptor activity; glycine binding; transmitter-gated monoatomic ion channel activity involved in regulation of postsynaptic membrane potential. The transcript has 9 exons. Bases 870 to 2246 code for a protein of 458 amino acids. Lineage: Eukaryota; Metazoa; Chordata; Aves; Columbiformes; Columbidae. The record is from RefSeq and is a predicted model, not a curated record.